Messenger RNA from Lolium rigidum, 512 nucleotides. RefSeq names its product mitochondrial import receptor subunit TOM7-1. The record is from RefSeq and is a predicted model, not a curated record. Bases 96 to 308 code for a protein of 70 amino acids. Gene Ontology annotation, cellular component: mitochondrial outer membrane translocase complex. Lineage: Eukaryota; Viridiplantae; Streptophyta; Magnoliopsida; Poales; Poaceae. Gene Ontology annotation, biological process: protein import into mitochondrial matrix. The transcript has a single exon.
ACCACAUCCCGACAUUUCAGCCUCAUCCCCUCCCAUCACAGGGCAGAAAUUUCCAAAUCAUCCACCUCUCUGCUACGCGUGUGACGGAAGCGGCCAUGGCGUCGGCAGCGGCGGGGAAGGGGAAGUCCCCAGCGGACGCGGCGGAGUCGUCGGCGGCGAGCACGGCGCGGCUGGCGCGCGAGUGGAGCACUUGGGCGAUGAAGAAGGCGAAGGUGGUCGCCCACUACGGCUUCAUCCCCCUUGUCGUCCUCGUCGGCAUGAGGUCUGAGCCCCGGCCCAGCCUCGCCCAGCUCCUCUCCCCCGUGUAGCGCUGUUCCUCCGCGAGGAUGCGCGCGUUUCGGGGCCAAUUCAAUUCUGUAUUUUGCUCAUCACUUUGUAAUUCCGGUUCCGUUCUUCGGUCUGUUCUGAUUUUGGGUGUCCUCGAUUGGCAUUCAUUGUCCACGACUCCACGAAAGCAUACGGGCGAAUGUAUCAGUUGCGGGAAUAAAGGAUUAUGCAUCUCUAUGUUCUAA